UCAUAAUAAGAUUUAAUGAAAAGGCUCAAGGAAACAUUAAAUCAAUCAACCCAUUUAUGUUACCUGGCAAGCAAGGCUGCUAUAAAUAGUGAUUAUGGCGGAAAUGAAACAGAUUCAAGCACUUCUGAGAAGAUUGCAAGGGCAAAUGCAAAUACUGGGUCAAGUCAUUCUUUAUUGUCACACUUGACACACGGGGACAUAAUGGUGAACAUGGUUGAUGACGGAGGUAUUUUGAGGAAUGCUGUCCCCUGCACCGCCAACAACUGCAAAUGGCCUAAAAAAGGUCAAAAGGUCAAAGUGCCCUAUGAAAUCACCUCCGAUUUUUCCAGGAAGGAAGCCAGCUCAAUAAAAAGAAUCCUGAAAGGCUUCAGGAAAAACACCUGCAUUCGCUUCAUUAGGAAGAAGGAAAAACAUACGGACUACUUGUCCUUCAUCUCUGCUGAUGGGUGUUGGUCCUACCUUGGCCGGGUGGGAGGAAAACAGCAAAUCUCCUUGAGGACAUCCGGUUGCUUAUUCACAGAUAUCAUGCAGCACGAGGCUCUCCAUGCACUUGGAUUCCACCAUGAGCAUGUUCGAUCUGACAGAGACGACCAUGUCACCAUUCAUUUUGACAACAUCAGAGCAGGAUUGGAAUCCAACUUUAACAAAUCUCCGACAAACAACUUGGGUACACCCUAUGAUUUUCAAUCUGUGAUGCAUUACAGCAAAUUUGCCUUCACUAAUAACGGCCAAGCAACGAUCACUUCCAAAGACGGUUCGGUGUUUGGUGACGCAACUGAGAUGAGCGAUAAUGAUUAUGCCCGCGUCAACAGACUUUAUGAGUGCUAAACAUCAUGACAGAGAAAAGUGUGUCAGCCUCCAGUGACCAGCAUUUUUCAUAAUGAACAAAUCUUUGUAUAAUCAAUAUUUUAAACACUUACUUUUACUUACUGAAUAUGUCUCAUAAUAAAAUGAAAUACAUGAUUUUGAUUGAUGAUCUAAUUGUACUUGAUGAAAUCAAUAAAAAUGGAAA
This is a messenger RNA of Nerophis lumbriciformis (worm pipefish), 1012 nucleotides long. Its product is annotated as low choriolytic enzyme-like. NCBI's taxonomy places the organism in Eukaryota, Metazoa, Chordata, Actinopteri, Syngnathiformes, Syngnathidae. Gene Ontology annotation, molecular function: metalloendopeptidase activity; zinc ion binding. The record is from RefSeq and is a predicted model, not a curated record. Gene Ontology annotation, biological process: proteolysis.